This is a messenger RNA of Priapulus caudatus, 2940 nucleotides long. RefSeq lists its product as uncharacterized. Gene Ontology annotation, molecular function: RNA polymerase I core promoter sequence-specific DNA binding. Gene Ontology annotation, biological process: RNA polymerase I preinitiation complex assembly; nucleolar large rRNA transcription by RNA polymerase I. The record is from RefSeq and is a predicted model, not a curated record. Lineage: Eukaryota; Metazoa; Priapulida; Priapulimorpha; Priapulimorphida; Priapulidae. Gene Ontology annotation, cellular component: RNA polymerase I core factor complex; RNA polymerase transcription factor SL1 complex. The transcript has 2 exons. Bases 95 to 2686 code for a protein of 863 amino acids.
ACUCACGCGUGACAGGGAUCGCGAGCAAGAGUAGCGACCACGUCGUUCCGCAAGCGAACAGCAUCGGCGAACAGCAUCGUGCGAAGCCGCCGCCAUGCCGGAGUGCGAUGUCUGCGGCGAGCGCGAGUUCCAGUGCGUCGACGGGCACUACUACUGCACGCUGUGCCACACGCAGUCGCAGGACCUGCGCGAGGAAGUGCGCGAGGAGAUCGCCGACCGAGACGAGCCGAUUCCGUUCACGCUGAAGGCUGUCAGCGUCGCGCGGGAGCCGCGCGCCCGGGUCUCGCGCUCCCGGCGCAGCGUGGGGCGGCUGCGCUCGCUGAGCCGCUACGAGGCGUUCACGAUCGUCCUGCGCGAGCAGACGAAGUGCUUGCUCGCUGCCGGCGCGCCGCCAGCUCUCAGGGAGCUCGUCUUCCAGCUGUGGGCGGCGUACCUGUGCCGGCGCGGCAUCGCCUUCAGCGGCGGAGCGGAGGAGGGGCCGCCGCCGCCGCGGUCGGUCGCGGAGCUGCGUCGCGAGGCGGCGGCACGGAGCGAGCGGUACAAGCCGCGGGGCACGAAGCUGUCGAAGGAGGAAGCGGAGCAGAGGCUGCUGCAGAAGGUGUUCGAAGACGAGGAAUUCUACAGCGACGACGGCGACGAGGACACGGACGGAGGAAAGGCAUCCGACGACGAGGACGAUGGUACAGAAGCGCCUCUUCGAACCGAACGUGAAGGCAGAGAACUGCCCCCUGGCGGUGCCGAGCGUGGCGGCGCAGAAUUGCCCCCUGGUGCCGAGCGUGACGGCGCAGAACUGUCCCCUGGUGCCGAGGGUGACGGUGCAAAACUGCACCCUGGUGCCGAGGGUGACGGCGCAGAACUGCCCCCUGGUGCCGAGCGUGACGGCGCAGAACUGCACCCUGGUACCGAGCGUGACGGCACAGAAGUGCACCCUGGUGCCGAGCGUGACGGCGCAGAACUGCCCCCUGGUGCCGAGCGUGACGGCGCAGAACUGCCCCCUGGUGCCGAGGGUGACGGUGCAGAACUGCCCCCUGGCGACGGAGACAGCGAUGGCGAACUGCCCCCUGGCGACGGAGACAGCGAUGGCGAACUGCCCCCUGGCAACGUGGAACACGAUGGGGAAGCUGUGCCAGGUGGCGCACCUCACUCGCGGCCGCGUAAGUACGGCGGCCGGCGUCCGGGGAUCGCGCAGUCGCCGGCGACGCUGCUGCGGCUGCGACACACGAUCGGCUUCCUCUACCUCGCGCUUCUGCACCUCGGCCUGCCGCUGCUGCUUUCCGACGUGCUGCGUCUCGCCGCCGCGGGCCGGCUGCCCUACUUCCGCUCGGCAGAGCUGCUCUCUGACUACGACAUGUUCGCUGACGACGCGAUGACGUUCCGGCCGCGGUCGUUGCCGCAGCGCGAGAGCGUCGUCGUUGACGCGCGGCUGCUGCGCGGCUUCCUCGCGCUGCCGGCGCCGCGCUCGCGCCCCGACGCCGCGCACAUCCUCGCCCGCCUCCAGGCAGCGCUCGGUCUGCCGCGGCAGCUGCUCGAGGUCGCACGCGGCGUCGUCGUGGCGACGCCCGACCUUGUCGUCACGGACGACGAGGCGCACGCGAUGGCGGCGAUCGUCGUGACGCUGCGCCUCGUGUUUGGCGUCGACGGCUCGACAGAGAGGGCGCUGUCGCGGCGUGCGCGGCGGGUCAACGCUGCCGCCGGCGCCCCCCGGGCAUUCGUCUGGGACGACUGGGUGCGGCAGACACACGCUCGGUGGAAAGCGAUGCGGUAUCACCUCCCGAGCUCCGGCGUGGCCAACGUCAUGAGCGACAAGUGCAACGCGCAGGCAAUGCUGCAUGCACAUGCCACCCUCAGGGGGAGCCACCAGCUGCCCGCUGGGGAGCGGCGGCGCGGCGCGCGGCGGCCGUUCGCGGGCGCUCCGACUGACGGCACGCUGCCGAGUCCAUUCGAGCACGCGCUCCGGGGAGAGGCAUCCACCGCGGAGGAGCCAUAUGUUCCGCCGCCGGCUGCCGUGCUGCCACCUAUCGGCGGCGAUGACCCCGCCACGGAUUUCUCGCACGCCUCGCUCGAUUUCCUCGCGAUGCCGCCGAUGCUCCCGCGUCGAGCCAAGCCGGACGAUGGUUCGCGAACCAAGCUAGCUGACUGCUGCCUGCGCCACGGCGAGUGCUAUCGCCGCGUGACAACCCGCAAGAGAUGGCACAGCAGCAGCAGCGACAGCGACCCAUCAUGCUCUGACGAUGCUGACACCGCGCCGACACUACGCGUUCCUCAGAGAACGCCGGCGAGAGCGGUCCACCGGCUCUCGGGGGAAAUCGACGGGCGGGCGUCGAGCGCGGCCGAAGACGACAAUGGCGGGGGCUGCAGCGGCGUCUACACCUGCUAUAAGCGGGCGAAAGAGGUGAAGAUGGGACACUGGAGCAGGCCGUGGGAGCAGACGCCGGAGUUGCCGGACGCGCUGCGCUGGCUGCUGAACGUCUGCAGCGACUGCAUCGGCUGCACAGCGGCAACGCUGCUGCGCCACGUCGAGAUGAUCGAGGUGGCGCUCAUCUGGCCGUCAGGUGGCGCUAAAGGCGACGGCCUGACGAUGGACGGCGUGCAGAAAGGUCUUCUCAACCUGGCGCUGCUGCGAUGCCCCCUGGUGGAGCACCAGGCGUUACGGAACCGCGUGAAAAAGUCGGCAGCUGCAACUUAGAGCAGAGUAAGACUGAACGUUUGCGGCCCGGCGCUUUUGCGACCUGUUGAAUGUGUGAUCAGGAAUGUUGUACACGAGUGUUGUACAAAAGCACUUAUCCAUACUCUCGUACAAGGCAACCUUGUUCUUACCACUGAUGGAGGACCUGUCACCAAUGAUGGUUGGGUGGUGGAAUGCAUAGGAGAAGGUGGGAGAGUGACAGAAACACAUUAUUACCUCCGCCAAGGGGUUGGCAGGAGGUUAUGUUUUCACCG